This is a messenger RNA of Aureobasidium pullulans EXF-150, 1140 nucleotides long. Its product is annotated as putative pectin lyase precursor. Gene Ontology annotation, molecular function: pectate lyase activity. Lineage: Eukaryota; Fungi; Ascomycota; Dothideomycetes; Dothideales; Saccotheciaceae. The record is from RefSeq and is a predicted model, not a curated record. Bases 1 to 1140 code for a protein of 379 amino acids. The transcript has 2 exons.
AUGAAGUUGGCUACUUCUCUGAUCGGAGCUUUCGUUGCACUUGCUCAAGUUGUCACCUCUGAAGCUGUGGUGGGCAAGGCCGAUGGUUUUGCAUACGGCGUCAUCAGCGGUGGAAAUGCUUCGCCUGAUUACCCUGCCGACAUUGAAGAGCUCAAGUCUAUGCUUACCGACGCCACCCCUCGUGUGAUUGUUCUCAAGAAGACUUACGACUUUACUCAAUCCGAGGGCACCAUCGUCGGCAAUGUUUGCUUGUCGUGGGGAGAUGCCCACUCUUGCCAGCAGAUCAUCCAAGACGACUGCGGCGAGACCCCGUCCAUGACUGCGAAGUGGUGGAAGGCUCCUACUCAACCUAUCGAUGUUGCCUCCCACAAGACCAUUCUUGGCGUAGGCAACAAGGGUGUCAUCAGAGGCAAGGGCUUGAGGUUCCGAGGUGGCGCUAGCAACAUCAUCGUGCAGAACAUUCAAGUGUCUGAUCUCAACAACAAGUAUGUUUGGGGAGGCGAUGCCAUUGGCUUUGAUGGAGCCGAUUUGAUUUGGAUUGACCAUGUUACUACACACAACCCUGGCCGCCAACACUACGUCUUCGGCUUCAAUCCCAGUACUCGUGUCACUCUUUCCAACAACUACAUCAACGGCAACUCAACAUACUCUACCAGCUGCGACAACUACCACUACUGGAACUUCGAGAUGGUUGGCACCGACGACCAGAUCACCAUGAAGAACAACUACAUGUACCGCACGGCUGGCCGCGCACCUGCUCUCAGCGGUGGUACUCUCCUUCACGCCGUCAACAACGUCUGGUCCGACAACGGUGGCCACUUGCUUGAAGGUGGUGACUCUAAAGCUCGUGGUAUCUUCGAAGGCAAUGUGUUCACCGACAUCAAUUCGAUGGUCGCAGACUACGCAGGUAGAUUGUUCGGAACUCCUGCUGGAAGUGAGAGCAAGUGCAAGUCCGCUCUCGGUCGCUCUUGCCAGACCAACUCUUACAAGCAGUCUUCAGGAAGCUUGGACUCUUACACCGACACUUCCUUCUUUGGCGACUUCUCUGGUCUUCACAUCGCUAGUGCUGGCUCUGCGGCUCAAGCCGCUUCCAGUGUACCUCAGAAUGCUGGAGCUGGUAUCAUCAAUGUCGGAGCUUAG